UGUUAUUUAAAGGUACAGAGUGCCAACGCGUCCAGAGAUUCUCCUGUGCGUCAAACUUCACUGAGGGGUCGCGAGCAACGUGCAAGAACGUGCUGCCGAUAGGUCAUCAAAAUGCUGCUACAGUCGCUAGCAUCCUUCUACCUCCUGGCUGCCGCCACCUUUGCCGUCCCCGCUCAGGAGAAACGCGUCCAUCACCGCGCCGACCUGAGCGACCACGCCCACGAUGACGCUCACAACUUUCAGUACGACCACGAGGCCUCUGGGAAAGAGGAGGCAAAGACCUUUGACCAGCUGACCCCUGAAGAGAGUAAAGACAGACUGGCGUAGGAAAUUGUGGACCGCAUUGACACAGACAAGGAUGGCUUAAUCAACCACGCAGAGCUUCAUUAUUGGAUCAAACACAGACAGAGGAGGUACAUCGAAGAGAACGUCAACAAACACUGGAGGGAUUAUGACAGCAACCAAGAUGACAAAAUUGCCUGGGGGGAAUACAAGAACACCACCUACGGAUACUACAUCGAUGAAGAGUUUGACGACGUGGAUGACAAAGCCACCUACAAAUCAAUGCUCGCCCGAGACGAAAGACGCUUCAAGAUGGCCGACCGUGACGGCGACGGGAUCGCCACGCGCGAGGAGUUCACCGCCUUCCUCCAUCCGGAGGAGUUUGAUUACAUGAAAGAUUUGGUCGUACAGGAAACAAUCGAGGACAUUGAUAAAAAUGGCGACGGCAAGAUCAGCUUGCAUGAAUACAUCGGUGACAUGUACGCACCAGAGGAUGGGGAGAGUGAGCCUGAAUGGGUCCAAACUGAGAAGAAACAUUUCACAGAUUUCAGGGAUGCCAACAAGGAUGGUCACAUGGACUUCAGUGAGGUGGCCCACUGGAUUUUGCCUGGAGAAGUCGACCACGCCGACAAUGAAGCCAAACAUUUGAUCCACGAGACAGACACCAACAAGGACGAGAAAAUAAACAAGCAGGAAAUCCUGGCCAACUGGAACAUGUUUGUGGGCAGCCAGGCCACCAAUUAUGGAGAAGAUUUAACAAAGAGUCACGACGAACUUUGAUUGAUGAGCUGUCACGUUCUUAAUAUUAUUGCUCGCGUGUGUGUGUGAGAUGGCUGUCACACCAGUACACAAGUAUCACUUGCAGAAACUAUUCCACAUGCAUUCACAUACUGUGUAUGUGGUUACAGGUGAUUUUUUUAAUGCCCACACAGCAUUAUUAAACACAGUCCAAAUAUAUUUCAAUUAAGAAGUGUUGGCUAAAACUGUGGAUAUCGUCCCACGUGCACUGAUAUUAAACCGAAACUGUAUUUUGAGUUCGAGCCUAGAAACGUGGUCACGACAAUUCUGAAUCAUCAGAAACCAUACACUCCACUGAGCACUUCAUUGUACUUGAAAUAUUUUCACUGCGUACUUAAUGUCGGCCAUCCCAUGUAUGGAAAUCCAUUUUUAUUAAUGUUUCAAGCCAAAUAUUUUAGCAGUAGUAUUGAGUUUUAAUUCAUUUGCUAAGGUCAGAAGAAUUUCAACAUUGCCUACUACAGGCAACUAAAAGAAAUUUGUAAUAAAAAAGUUAUUGACUGCAGAUUGGACAAAUAAAUGAACUUUUGUA
Messenger RNA from Syngnathus acus (greater pipefish), 1609 nucleotides. RefSeq names its product reticulocalbin 3, EF-hand calcium binding domain (gene rcn3). The record is from RefSeq and is a predicted model, not a curated record. Gene Ontology annotation, molecular function: calcium ion binding. NCBI's taxonomy places the organism in Eukaryota, Metazoa, Chordata, Actinopteri, Syngnathiformes, Syngnathidae. Gene Ontology annotation, cellular component: endoplasmic reticulum.